AUGAAAAAUGAAAACCUCAUUUUCGCCAUUUUCUCUGCUACCCGGCCGCCCGAUACAGUGGAAGGGCAGCCGGCGGGUCACGUGGCUUGUGCGGGCGAAUGCGCCGGCGCAAGGGACGGCCGCCAGUCGCCCGGGACCGACUCUAACCGGACCGUCGAUUUGGACGACCUGAGCGGCGAAUCGGACGCUAACUCCGGAAGCAACUCGCUAGGGCUUUCUACGUCGUCGUUGGACUCGGCUUCGGAGCUGCUCCUCGCUGCUGCCGCCGCUGUGGACUCAGCUGGAGAAGACGCCGAGGCCGCGCCAGGAGAACUGUGCAGAACCGUCAGGCACCUGAUGCGGUCGAUAGCGUCCAUAGAGCGGCUGAUGGACCGCGUGCUCAAGCACUGCGACGAGUGGCCGGCGCCUCCUAGUAGGAACGACCAUGAAGCCAGGAAACGCGUAGACAUGGGCCUGUCUGAAGUGGAUCGGAAGCUGAUGGCGAUGUACCGACGCCUGCCCGAGGUGCAUCUGCGCCAGCUGCAGGUCUACAACAAGCAGAAGAAGCUUUCCACGGUGUGCAUGCAGCUGGUGGGCGGUAGCGCGCCGCUGCCGCCCUGCCCGGGCUCGCCGCCGCCCACGCCGCACCACCACCACGCCGCGCCGCCCUGCCGCAACCUCUGUCCCGAGUACCAUCUCCGGCGGUUCCAGGAGGAGGUGAGCGAAUAUAGACCUUGUAGACAAGGCCAUAGGGUGCAAUAUAGCUCGCCGCACCACCACCACGCCGCGCCGCCCUGCCGCAACCUCUGUCCCGAGUACCAUCUCCGGCGGUUCCAGGAGUACCGUCUCAAGCGCUUGCAGGAGGCGAGCGAAUAUAGACCUUGUAGACUGAGUCGUAGGGUGCACUUUGGUCUAGCAAUGAGGGAGUUUUAG
Ostrinia nubilalis (European corn borer) is the source of this 912-nucleotide messenger RNA. RefSeq lists its product as uncharacterized. Lineage: Eukaryota; Metazoa; Arthropoda; Insecta; Lepidoptera; Crambidae. Bases 1 to 912 code for a protein of 303 amino acids. The transcript has 8 exons. The record is from RefSeq and is a predicted model, not a curated record.